Molecule: messenger RNA, 948 nt
Organism: Rotaria sordida
Lineage: Eukaryota; Metazoa; Rotifera; Eurotatoria; Philodinida; Philodinidae
Source: the annotation of a GenBank genome assembly
AUGCACAAGUUUACUCUUGCUUAUGAUGCUAUUCAAGCUUGGAAAUCCCAUCAAUUAAGAUCAAUUAAUCAAGACCUUGGAAGAGAGAGUGUUUUAGAUGUUUUAGGUGAAGAUGCAAUUUAUUUGAAUUUAGAUUUUGCCAUGAAUCCUCGGAUUCAUUGUGAUCAAGAACAAGAUGAAUUUAUGGUUGGGAAUCGAAAACAAACUCUUCUUGAAGAAGAUGAUGAAGAAGAGAGUGAAAGCGGAUGUAAUUCUGAAAAAGUACAUGAUAGUUCAAUUGGGCAAACUUGCAUACGCUGUGAUAAUGCUGGCUGCUAUCAUAGUGCUUAUACAGUGUUAUCGAUGCCAGCUGCUUCCGAGAAGUGUGGAAUAGCAGUACGAAGAAUGGAUUUCGCUGAUCUUCAAGGUAGUAAAGGUUCUAGUGAUAGAUAUGCUGCUAUUAUAAAAUCUCAUGUUAGACGUUAUCUAAAUGAGAAACACGAUGUUACAAAUGCAGAGCAAUUUGUCGAAGCUUGUUUAUCCUAUGGAGGAAAAGUCAUUAUCGGAUCACUCGAUCUAAUUAAACCAUCACCUGAAAUAAUCUUCGGUUCAUCUGUUAAUAAUAAUCUGUCAGGUUCUAUAAAUGUCAAUCUUAGUGGCGAAUGUACUGAAUCGGUCAAUGAAGCUACAAACUUAUUUGAAUGUCCAGAGGAAACAUGUGUAUCUUCGUUUGUGAAAUACGGAAAUUUACUUAGACAUCUUGCAGUUGGUAAUCACCGUCAUAUGCUCGAAAAAGAAUCUCUCAAGGAUGAUAUUGCAGUGCACGAAGCAAUCGAAAGAAUAACAUUCUUGAAGAAAACAAACGAAAUACCAGAAACAGCAAGUAAAGAAAAACGUCCAUUAUCAUUAAUACAAAAUGAACCAAGUACACCAAAGCGUUCAACUACCUCACACAAUCAAAAAUAUUAA